Molecule: messenger RNA, 1606 nt
Organism: Ruditapes philippinarum (Manila clam)
Lineage: Eukaryota; Metazoa; Mollusca; Bivalvia; Venerida; Veneridae
Product: protein trunk-like
Exons: 2
Coding region: 75-557 (160 amino acids)
Source: RefSeq, a predicted model, not a curated record
GAAUGUUAGAGAGAACAUAACUGCAGGAUAAGACGGCUGGCGUCCAUCUCGUGAACAACGUGCUGAUAGGCAGUAUGCAGGUUUUUGAGCUGUGUGUUUGGACCGUCGUGGCAGUUAUUCAUUUAAACUACAGUAUAGCAAAACCUAUGGAACCGCAUUCUAUCCAGAAUAAAUUAAAAAGAACACAAGAUUCCAGCUUAGCUACCAGCAGACUCUAUUUGCACAGCACACAGACAAACAGGACCGGACACGGCCAUUCCGACACGUAUCCAAGGCCUAGUGAUUGGCAAUGCCGUUCUGAGAAUCGCUGGCUUAAUCUUGGUGAGAAUUAUUACCCAAGAUUUUUAAAACAUGUUUUGUGCACAUCAAGGUUUUGCUACAACGACUUCUACACCUGUUUUCCACAGUAUUACCCAUUGACAGUCCUAAGAAAGCUUCAAGAAAAUGAAAUACCAACUAGAAACGAAACAGUCCUGUCGGCACUCCCUCCUCCACUCCGACAUACGUAUUCUUUUGAAGUUAUAGAAGUGUCCGUCGGCUGUGUAUGCGGGCAAUAAAAAUAAACACUUUCCGUGUUUUCAUUCCGUUUAGCAAAAUCAUUCCGAUUGAUAUGUUUUUUCCGCAUAAAUAUUACUACCUGAUUGAAUAACAGAGACUUAAGAUAUACAAUAAAGCUCUGUGUAAAUACAUAGAUAACAAGUAUAUUGACAUUUCAUAAAAUUACAAGGAAUCGCAAAUCAGCCGUGUAUUGGAAGAACAGUUUUUUCGUGAAAUACACCCCUUCCAUCCAGGGAGGCUUAAGCUUCGUACAUGAAGAUUUCAUUUCAAUUCUUUAUAUAUUAGGUAACCCAACAAAUAACAUGGCGCAUGGCUUUCGCCAAAGGCGUUCCUUUUUUAGGACUUUUGUCGUCUAUGCUGUUUAUCAUGUGGUAUUAAUAUUUCCAUUCUGAUUGCCUUCAGGCAGGCGGUAUAUGGGAAGAAAUGCUUAAAUCUUAAAACUGCAUAGAAUGCCGAAUAUCUGCUUACAGAUAAAUACAUUAUGUGAGUAGUGUGCAAUGUGUAAUAAGAGGUUUCCUUAUUAUAAAAAUAGGACGUUCAUUUUGUUUAAUAAAUACAGCAGUGCAUAUUCUAUAUGCUUGAACCAUUCCACGUAACAAGUCAUUUUUCACACGACAGACACAGUUUUGUAAUAAAAAGGUUUCUUGUUAUGUAAUAAGUAUGACUAACAUGACUUUGUUUGACUAACAGCGUCGUCGGUCUGAACGGUUCGUUCUAGUAUUUUUGCAUUGUUUGGGCAUGUAUCAAGUCCUGCAAUUCACGUUGAAAUGCUCAAAAUGUUAAUGUUGAUACUCAUAGAUAAACAUUGAUAAUUUGUUAUUGUUAGAAACAUUUUGCUAAAUGGUUUUUAAUUAGUUGAAAUAAUUGAACUGAACAAAAAGAACUGUACAAUAAAAAACAAAACAUGUUAUAUAUUACCCUUAUUUUAGUUAUGUUGGCAUUUACAAUAUCAGAUUUAUGUUACUUUUUGCUGAAGUGUUUACUACGGAAACGUUACAGGGCCUCCAUUUAAUGCGAUCAUGAGGUGUUAGACUACUCACUUUUUGAA